AUAACUGCAUCAGCUGGCUGUUAGAGGAGGCCCUCUCAGGUAACGAGGAGCAGAAACCAUUUGACUGUACUCUGAGAGCAGACAUGAGCGUCCUCGUGGAGCUGGCCCUGGGCUCCACUAAGGAACCCACCAACAGUCUCUGGAGCAACAUGCAGGACUACGCCACCAGCAAAGACUGGGACAAUGCCUCUCUCUGUAAUGAGACCUUAUUGGACACAGUGUCCAGGUUUGUCCUGGCUGCUCUACUGAAGCAUACCGGCCUGCUGGGCCAAGCCUGUGGAGAGGGCAGGUACCAGCCUUGUAAGACGCUGGCUGAGGUGUACCGUAGUGUCUACAAGGUCAGGAACCGCCUGCUGGCCUGCAAGAACAUGGACGUCAUCCAGACACGCUCGUCUUCCCGGGAGAGGAGGAUUUCAGACAAUCAGGACUCGCUGGAGAUGGACCCCCAGGAGCACUCGUUCACGAGGACCAUCGACGAGGAGGCGGAGCUAGAAGAGAGGACGGACCGAGAAAGGGAGGAUGUGCAUCAGGAGCAGGAUGAGGAAGAGGAGGAGAGAGAGCACGAAGUCAUGACCGCUGGGAAAAUCUUUCAAUGUUUCCUCUCAGCGCGGGAGGCGGCGAGGAGCCGGGAAAGGGAGAGGGCCAGCAGCAGCGCCGGGGGAGGCCUGACCUCAGGAGGAACCAGAGGGGGAGGGGAGGAGGAGGCCACGACAUCCCAGGAGGAGCAGCACGGGAGAGACGGCUGUACAGGGCCGCCUGAGGGACAGGACCUGUACACGGCCGCCUGUAACUCUGUGGUGCACCGCUGUGCUCUGCUGGUGCUGGGGGUCAGCCCGGUACUGGGGGAACUGGGGAAGCAGCACCAGGACGAGGGACACGGCACCUUCCAGUCAGCCGGCCAGGGACAGCAGGACGGGACGGGCUUCAUGACCAGGAGUGAGAGUCUGAGUACAGAGAGCUGUUCGGCCCAGUCCAGCCCCAACUACAGGCUGAUGAAGUCCAGGAGCGAAUCAAAUCUAUCCCUGUCUGAUGAGGAGGGAUGCUCUGUGAGUGGCAGGAGAAACGUUGAUGUAGACCUGGCGUUUUCUCAUAAAAAGAGAGGUCUACCCCACAGUUCUCCAGACUCCCUGGCUGACUCAUGGUUCAGGGUGAAACACAGUAGGGACCAGCUGUACGGUUCUCCCCUCUACCAAUCCUAUGAGGAGUCGGACCUGGACCUGAGCCGCUCGCUGGGGGUUCACGCCCUCAUAGAGAACAUCGUCAGCUUCAUCAGUGGAGACGUGGGAAACACACCCGCCUUCAAAGAGCCUGAGGAGAGCAUGUCUACUAGUCCACAAGGAACCAUCCUGGCUAUGGAGCAACAACAGAACAGGGCUGAGCUGCGUCUGGAGGCUCUACACCAGAUGGUGGUGCUGAUCUCUGGGAUGGAGGAGAAGAGUAGCCAGGCUGCAGAAAGUGGGGGGAGCGGACCAGGAGGUCGACCCAGCCCCAGCGUUGCCUUCCAGUCCUCCUCUCUCCUCACCUCCGUCAGGUUACAGUUCCUGGCUGGAUGUUUCGGUCUAGGGACUGUGGGCACCGGGGGACGGAAGGGAGAGAGUGUCCAACUACACCAUUACCAGGACGGUGUUAAAGCAGCCAAGCGGAGCCUGCAGACGGACAUCCAGACAGCCGUCCAUAAGAUCUACCAACAGCUGUCUGUCACUCUGGAGAGAGCCCUGCAGGCCAACAAACAUCACAUAGAGGCCCAGCAGCGCCUCCUGCUGGUGACAGUGUUUGCCCUGAGCGUGCGUUACCAGUCUGUGGACGUGUCCCUAGCCAUAUCCAGUGGCCUCCUCAACGUGCUGUCACAACUGUGUGGGACAGAAACCCUGCUGGGACAACCACUCCAGCUGCUACAGAAACCAGGCGUGUCCCAGCUCAGCACUGCCCUGAAGGUAGCCUCCACACGACUACUGCAGAUACUGGCCAUCAGCACCGGGACGUAUGCAGACAAGCUAGGACCCAAGGUGGUCCAGUCCCUGUUGGACUUGCUGUGUAGCCAGCUGAAGAACCUUCUCUCUCAGGCAGGAGUCAGCCUGCUCACUGCCUCCCCAGGGAAGAACCAGGACAAGAAGACAGAGGAUGGAGCCGACACAGACAAGACAGACUUCAGAGCGUUGGUGCGUAAGCAGCACACAGCAGAGCUUCACCUGGGCGACUUCCUGGUGUUCCUGAGACGAGUCGUCUCCUCCAAGGCCAUCCAAUCCAAGAUGUCUUCUCCAAAGUGGACAGAGGUGCUGCUCAACAUCGCUGCACAGAAAUGCUGCUCGGGAGUCCCCCUGGUGGGCAACCUGAGAACUCGUCUCCUGGCCAUUCAUGUUCUGGAGGCUGUGCUGCCUGCCUGUGAGGCCAGUGUAGAGAACGACCAGAUGACACAGGUGGUGGAGCGUCUCUUCUCCCUGCUGGCUGACUGUAUGUGGGAAGCUCCCAUCGCCCAGGCCAAGCACACCAUCCAGAUGAAAGAGAAAGAGCAGGAGCUAAAACUACAGGGUGAGGAGGAGGAUGAGAACCUUCCUAUCCAGGAGGUGUCGUUUGACCCGGAGAAGACUCAGUGUUGUAUGGUGGAGAAUGGCCAGGGUCUGACCCACGGCAGCGGGGGGAAGGGAUAUGGACUGGCCUCUACCGGCAUCUCCUCUGGGUGCUACCAGUGGAAGUUCUACAUUGUGAAGGAGAACCGUGGGAACGAGGGGACGUGCGUCGGGGUGUCCCGUUGGCCUGUCCACGACUUCAACCACCGCACCACGUCAGACAUGUGGCUGUACCGGGCCUACAGCGGGAACCUGUACCACAACGGAGAGCAGACCCUCACCCUUUCCUCCUUCACCCAGGGAGACUACAUCACCUGUGUGUUGGACAUGGAGGCUCGCACCGUCUCCUUCGGGAAGAACGGAGAGGAGCCCAAGUUAGCCUUCGAGGACGUGGACGCCACAGAGCUCUACCCCUGUGUCAUGUUCUACAGCAGUAACCCUGGAGAGAAGGUCAAGAUCUGUGACAUGCAGAUGCGGGGUACCCCUCGUGACCUCCUGCCUGGUGAUCCUAUCUGCAGCCCCGUGGCCACAGUCCUGGCUGAGGCCACCACACAGCUCAUCAGGAUCCUGCACCGCACGGACCACUGGACACACUGCAUCAACAAGAUCAUGAUGGAGAGGCUACACAAAAUCAAACCCUGCUUCAGAGACUCAGCCAACGGUACUGGAGGAGGAGGUCAGAGGUUAAAGAAGAGUCGUUCAGUGCAGAGCAGAGAGGAGCAUGAUGCCCACAGGGACUCGUCCAGGGACCCCCAGAGAGGGGAGGAGGAGAGGGUCCGGCCGGGACACGGGGGCCGCCAGGGGCAUGGAGGUCUGGGGGAUCUCUCUGACCACCACCUCAGGACCCUCUGUACAGAGUGACACUCCCCUGUACAACCUGGAGCCCUGCGAGCCGCUGCCGUUUGACGUGGCACGCUUCCGAGGUCUCACCGCUUCCCUGCUCCUCGACCUCACCUAUCUCACCUCCAUUCACGAGGACGCUGGGAAGCUGAGCGCACGGCGCCACGAGAAGAAGCACCGUAGCGUCGGAGGUCACGAUACGACGACGACGACGACCGCUACGACAAACGACGACAUCAACAACAAAACUAGUGAGACCGAGCAGAGCCACCAACACAGGCUCUCCCCAGACCUCAAAGACACAACCACAACGGGGACCGUCACCACGACGACAACCUCUGAUCUGAGAGUGUCACACAGCCUGGACGAGGUCAAAGCUCACGCGGUGCCCAACUCGAAAUCAGAGAGCGAGAUCUCCUCCUGCGCCUUGGACUCCCAACACCAGGGCGGAGGAGGACCAGAGACCCUCUCCCCUGCUCCUCAGACCCCCCAGGAGGGCAACAGGAGGAAGGGCCAGGAGGGCCGGGGCCACGAUGGCUCUCCCUCCUCGGGGGUCAGUCAGUCUGAGAUCCAUGCGGUGCAGCUGUCCUACCUCUACCUGGGGGCCAUGAAGGCCCUCAGCACCCUGCUCUCCUGCUCCAAGUAUGUUGAGCUGCUGCUCAUACCCAAGGUCCAGGUUCAGCCGGAGCCUGCUCCCAGUGGACACAAUGCAGACCUGAACGCCGGGUCCACCCCUAGUGGCGCAGCGCCCUCGCCCGUGUGCCAGGAGGAAGUUGAGAUGAGGGCGGCACUGCAGUUCCUGAUGCGUCACAUGGUCAAGCGGGCCGUGAUGAGGUCACCCAUCAAGCGGGCGUUGGGAUUGGCCGAUUUGGAGAGGGCUCAGGCCAUGAUCUAUAAAUUGGUGGUCAGCGGGCUGCUGGACGAACACUGCAGUGAGGGCAAGGCCAGACCUGCUGAUCCAGAGUGUGAGGAGGGUGCGCAGGGAGAGCAGCAAGCCCAGACCCCCAUCACCACCAGCCCCUCUGCCUCCAGCACCACCUCCUUCAUGAGCUCCUCUCUGGAGGACACGACCACAGCCACUACACCUGUUACUGACACAGAGACUGUCCCUCCCUCAGAGUCCCCUGGGGUCAUGCCCCUUAGCCUGCUCAGGCAGAUGUUCUCCAGCUACCCGACCAGCACUGUGCUGCCGACGCGUCGUGCCCAGACGCCCCCGGUGUCUUCUCUCCCCACGUCUCCCUCUGAUGAGGUGGGCCGGAGACAGAGCCUCUCCUCCCCUGAGACACAGACCUCCAGACCAGCCAACAGGACAGGGACAUCCCUGUCGGACCCCAGCAGCAGACUGUCCACCUCCCCUCCCCCCCCGGCCAUCGCUGUGCCCCUCCUGGAGAUGGGCUUCUCUCUGAGGCAGAUCACCAAGGCUCUGGAGACUACAGGGACAGGUACUCGUGGCGAGGCUGACGCCCAGAACAUCACGGUACUGGCUAUGUGGAUGAUAGAACACCCCGGAACAGAGGAGGACGAGGACGAGAGCCGAGGACGAGGGUCAGACAGCUCCUCGUGCCCGGGGGCCACAGCCUCGGGAGGGGGUAAGAGUCUGGAGAGGAGCUACCUACAGUCCCCUGGAGAUAUGCCCAACGCGGACGCUGCAGACAUGGAGGAGGGCUUCAGUGAGAGUCCAGAGGGUUUGGACCAGGACAGUGCCUCUGCCUCCGCUGGUCCAACACCCAGAGGUCGCUCUGCUGGCAGCAGGAAACACCGCUUUGACCUGGCUGCUAGGACGCUGCUGGCCCGCGCUGCUGGUCUGUACCGCUCGGUGCAGGCCCAUCGCAGCCAGUCUCGUAGAGAGGGCAGUGCCCUACAGCAGGACCCUGGACCUCUGUAUGACUUUAACCUGGACGAGGAUCUGGAGCUGGACGAGGAGACCAUGGAGGCCAUGUUCGGUCAGGACCUGGCCAGCGACACUGACAUCCUGGGCAUGUGGAUCCCAGAGCAUGUGUGUGAGACAGAGGAACGAGACGAGGUGGUAGUAUGUGAGUUGUGUGAGGCGAGCGUUGCCAACUUCAACCAGCACAUGAAGAAGAGCCACCCUGGCUGCGGGCGCAGUGCCAACCGACAGGGUUACCGGAGCAACGGGUCCUACGUAGACGGAUGGUUCGGGGGGGAGUGCGGCAGCGGUAACCCGUACUACCUCCUCUGUGGUAGCUGCCGGGACAAACACCUGGCGGUUAAGAGUAAAACCACAGUCCCCGUGCCGGAGAGGUCAGUGGCGGACAGAAGAUAUAAGGGACUGGCCCCGGACCUCUUGGGGAAGCAGGACUGUGUCUAUGAAGAGGAAUGGGACAUGCUGGAUGUUGAUGAGGAUGAGAGGUUAACUGGGGAGGAGGAGUUUGAGCUGCUGGCGGGACCGUUGGGUCUGAGUGAGCGCCGGGUCGUCCCGGAGGCCGUCCAGUUCCCCGACAGUGACCCCCUGGGGGCGUCCGUAGCCAUGGUGACCGCCACCAACAGCAUGGAGGAGACUCUGCUGCAGAUAGCUUCAACAGGUGUGUGUUUCCCAGGCUGCCAGGGCGCAGUGGAGAACAGCUCCUCAGCCAGGGGGACUCUGGGUGAACAGGCCGCAGCGCUGGACAACCCCCAUGACAGGGUCAUGGCUCUGAGGAGAGUGACCUCAGCAGCGCAGGUUCUCCUGGCCAGGACCAUGGUGAUGAGAGCCCUGUCUCUACUCUCUGUCAGUGGUUCUAGCUGCAGCCUGGCAGCAGGGUUGGAGUCUCUUGGUCUGACAGACAUCAGGACCCUAGUCAGACUGAUGUGUCUGGCUGCAGCAGGGCGAGCCGGCCUCUCCACCAGCCCUACGGCUGGAUCAGGGGCCUCAGAGCGGCCCCGCGGGGCCACCAAGGCCAGUAAGCCUAUCUCCUGUCUGGCCUAUCUCAGUACGGCUGUGGGUUGUCUGGCCUCCAACAGCCCCAACGCUGCCAAGCUGCUGGUCCAGCUCUGCACACAG
Molecule: messenger RNA, 6408 nt
Organism: Salvelinus fontinalis (brook trout)
Lineage: Eukaryota; Metazoa; Chordata; Actinopteri; Salmoniformes; Salmonidae
Product: probable E3 ubiquitin-protein ligase HERC1
Molecular function (GO): ubiquitin-protein transferase activity; protein binding
Source: RefSeq, a predicted model, not a curated record